Messenger RNA from Klebsormidium nitens, 1644 nucleotides. The record is from the annotation of a GenBank genome assembly. Lineage: Eukaryota; Viridiplantae; Streptophyta; Klebsormidiophyceae; Klebsormidiales; Klebsormidiaceae.
AUGGACACCGUCAAGAGAUGGGCGUACAAGAAGGGGUUCAUGCUGAAAAAGGGCUCAACUGGAGAGACGCACCUUCUGUUCAACAAGGGUCGCCUGCAGAUCCUCAGGGACGCAGAAGCAGCCUUCCUGGAGACCUAUGCCAAGUGGAUUGAGGAUGGGCGGGACCUGUUUGUGAUUGAGCAGAGGACCUCCCCAACCUUUCGCAUGUUUGUGGACUUGGACUAUGAGACAAAGAAAGAGGUGUCAAAAGAUGAGCUGAAGACCGUCUGCCAGUGUAUCCAGCGCACGGUGCUUGAGCAGGUUGGAGAACAUGCUGCCAGGUGUGUAGUGAGCUGCGCAGACAAACCAAAGGCCACAAAGGACGGGCUUCUCAAGACCGGAGUGCAUCUGGUGUGGCCAGACAUCCAAGUUGACUCUGAAAACGCCCUCCGGCUGCGCACCUGGGUCCUGGCAGGCCUGCAUGAGACCUUUGGUCAGAAUGACUGGCCCAAGAUGGUGGACAUCUCUGUCUACACCAGGGCCGGCCUGCGCCUCAAUGGCUCAAUCAAGCGGGCUGAGUGCACAUGCAGAGGGCGGGAUGAUGCUUGCAACAGGUGCCAGGGGAAAGGAGAGGUCUUUGACAGGAGAAAGUAUGCCCCGCUGGUGUGCUAUGCCGGACCAAGCGAGAGCCCUGAGCUGCUGGAGCUGUGCAUGUCAUCCAUCAGCGCCCGGGUGAGGUUGACGUCCAUUAGGGUCCCCUUUGGCGAGGAGCGCGAAUCAACCCACAUACCACAAUGCGAAAGCAUGCUCGAGCUUGAGCCUGAGCUUCAGGAGAGGUGUCACCAGGGGAAGGGGUCCCGCCUGGAGGCCGACAACACUCUGAUGGGGCUGCUGACAAGGGAGCUCGGAGAAGCCUUCCCAAGCUGCUUCAAGGAUGGCGAGGAGCUCUCUGACAUUGUUCAGAUGUCCGGCGACGAUGGCAACCCCUACUUCCUGGUUCACACCAAUUCCUGCUUCUGCCACAACCUGGGGCGAUGCCACAACUCCAACCGCGUGUACUUUUACAUUGACUCACAAAGGCUCCUCCAAAAGUGCUUCUGCACGUGCAACACGACCGAGGGCAGGAAGAUGGGCUUGUGCUCUCAGUACAGCAGCGCACCUCAUCCGAAUCACUACCUCCUCUCCUUCAUCCUGCAUGUUGCACUCGUGCUCGGCUUCCUUGUGGCCUUCCGGAAGCUGGCCCCUCACAUCAACAACUCCUUGCAGGCCCGCACCGAAGGCACCAGCCGCGAGGCCAUCAAAGCGACGCAGGCGCGCCCACCGUUAGCCCAGCGAGCAUGCCAUCCGGUUGCAUUUGACAAGGCGGCCGAUGCCAUCCGAAAGUUUGAGCUGUGCGAGAGCAGCUUCUUGGAGGACAAAAGGCACAGGUCAAGGACAUAUCUGAAUGCUGUAGAACAGUCGAGCCGUUGCAUGAAGCAUCUGUACCGAUUGAAACGAGCCAUGCCAAACGAUAUGGCUGCAGAGAACAGGCUGGAUUACUUUGUGGACUACAUUGAAUCUACCAUGACAGACAGCCUCCGUGCAAUGGCGAGGCAGUCAAAGAGAGGAAAGGCACUCCAUCACAUGCCUCCCACCUUCCCACUUGCAUCAAAUGUUCGCCAAUGA